UGUAUAAAAAACAACCUCUCAACAAAGGCCACCUCUGUAUAAAGGCCAAAACAUUGUUCCCCAAAGGGGUCCGUUAUAGAGGGGUUCCACUGUAUAGCUAUUAUACACACGGGCGGUUUACACAAUGACAAUAAAUGUGUUGGCGUAUUCCACACAGCUCAAGCAUAUAAUACAUUCCCCAUGCACAGAUCAAUCUAAGUUCCCACAUUUCUCGUCACCCAUCGAUAACUUUAUAUCUCGUCAGUCUAAGCCUAACUCAGAUCCUGUUCAAUGCUACCUCACCCGCCGACGAUUAUCCUCCAUCUCAAACGAACUGAAGCAAUCAUUUGAGCGUCGCUAUUCAAGUCCUAGGAACUCAAUUGAAAUGGACUUAGCUACCUCACAAGCUGACUUGUCUUUGGCUGAGAAUAAACAGAAAUCCAGCUUUUCAAAUGCCUCGACAAUAAUAGACCAAAAAACGCAGUCUGCUACCUUGGUGUCGAGUGUGCUGAAUGAAAAUGACAUCAAAGUUGACCGUCUAGUUCAAAUUCGCAGUUCUGAAAAGGACUACCCUGGAGAAUAUAGUGAAAUUGAGAGUUUGGACCAAAUCAGUGAUGUCAGUGGUUCACUUCACAAAGAUGGUGAACUACGAAACUCUAGAGGGUUCUUUAAAACAUCUCUGAUUUCAGUGGAGGAAGUAGCUGAGCCUACCGAAUUCCCAGUCUCUGACGUCAUACUGCUAGAAAGUCACAAGGCAAAGAAGCCUGGUCCAGGUUCAAGGGCCAGCAAAGAAAUGCCUGAUUGGGUGAAUAAGUUGGCCGAAAAGUACGAUAUGACUGUUCACAGUGAUAGAUCUAGUCCUCCCAUCUAAUGAUCUAAAGUAGCUAGGCUAAUACACAAUCAUGUAUAUCAAUCAUCAAGAUAUUAUCGAAAAUAAAUGGAAAAGGGUCACACAAUACAUUAGCAUCUUAGCUCUAUAAGCAUCUCUGUU
Messenger RNA from Halichondria panicea, 970 nucleotides. RefSeq lists its product as uncharacterized. The record is from RefSeq and is a predicted model, not a curated record. The transcript is spliced from 2 exons. The coding region runs from base 125 to 850 and encodes 241 amino acids. Lineage: Eukaryota; Metazoa; Porifera; Demospongiae; Suberitida; Halichondriidae.